CAACAAAUGCCGCCUACGAUAAUUAUUUUAUCGCAAUAAUUUGCUUGGUUUCAUGGGAGACUGGGAGUGCCCAAAUUAUUUUUCAGGUCGCCUGCCGAAUAGAGCGGUGCAGACUGCAGACAGUUUGGCGCCUUCUGAUUUUGAUUCAUCAUCUACUCUAGUAUUGCAGUGCUACCGCAUUAUCGGUAAACCGAACAGUAGUCGCAACGGACAAUCAGAAAUGAACCCCACACAAUAUCCUGGCUUUGGAUCUUCAAAUUGGAAUCAAUUCAAUGCGGAUGGUGUACAAGCAAUGCCUCAAGCAGGCUACCAACAUGCGCCAGAUAUAACCGCCGGCACUCCCAGCCGGGUCCGAUUAGAGAAUAUUGGAAAUGGCUCCAGUAGGUCAAAUCAGAAUCAAGCUAUCCAGUACCACCUCAGCUCCAUGCACCACACCAUGAACAGCCAAAGAGGCCCUGCACCUAAUGGCUCGACGAACCCGUUCCCCGCUAAUCAAGGGCAGCAACGGCUGCCUGCCGGAUUCCAUGGGCAGUCGCUGCGUCCUAGUGGGGUCCAACAAAUGUACGGACAGCAGAUCAUGCAUCCCUCCGACAUGCAGAAUGCGUACCCGCAGAACCUGUGGAUUCAACAGGGGCAAGGACCCCAAGGCCCCGCGGCCGAUCCUGUACAGAUCCUGGCACAGCAGCAGCAUCGAAUGCAGCGGCAGAAUGUCGCAGCAGUGGCACACGCUCAGAACUCCAGAAUGAACGCGGGUAACGGCCCCUACGGGGUGAGCGGCCCUUCUAAUCAGCCAGAUUUUGAGUAUGGAUCCGGGUACGGCAUGCAGCUGAUCCAGAAUCCUGCGUUCAUGCAAAUGCCUCUGUUAGCCCCGCUGUGCAGAACGUGCGCAUGAACAGUCCAGGACCGAUUCGUGUGGCCAGUGUUUCAGCGGAAGUCCUUCCUUCCGCUCAUCUGCCCGCCGCUGCUUCCGCGCCUGUCUCCGUACAGCCAGCCUCGCAGUUGCCGCCGCACUGCGGCUACGACUUCGAGUGCCUGUUUUGCCAGGAGUCCCUGCCCACUGCCAGUCCUUUGGUAAUUUCGGAGACCGAAUUUCGCCAACAUACGAGGCAGAGCGCGUACUGUUAUAAAAAGAACCUGGAUCACAUUAAUGAAAUGAUGAGACAAGGAAAUAUGGAAGGGGACAAUCCAGUGGCGAAUGGACAGGUGAAACAGCAGUUGGUGUGUCGGCUCUGCAAAGAUGGAGGGCAGAUUAACCGAUACAAGCUGGCAGAUCUGGAGCUUGUGGCUCAUCAUAUGCAACGCUACCACACCGGCUCCGCUGCAGUGCAAGCCAGUCCUGCUUCCACACCCCCAUCGAAUCCUGCCUCUGUCUUCGUAAAUCAACAGCGUCGGUCGUCAGGGGACCUGGUUACAGUUGGAGAGUACAUGCAAGGAGUGAUCGAGCACCAGGUGCCGGGAGCACAUGUUCCACGGACUUCCAGUCCUCGUGUGUACAAUCCUGCCCAAACACAGGCGGGUUACAAUAUGACGCCACAGAGUACUCACGCACAGCAGAUAGCACGAGCGCAGCAUGUGCUUGCGCAGCAGCCGCUACAGCAACGGCGUAGCGGUCCGCAGCCCAACUCGUCUAUGCCUGCUGGGCGGCCGGUACUUGGGGAACGCCGGAGUCAGGAUAGCCCUGUCACUCAGCACUAUGUCCAGGACCAACCAGUGCAGAACCGUGAGAUCGUCAUGGGAAUGGGGAACUCCCCUGUUGAGGGUCGUAGUGGUACGCCGGGGGGUCGGAAUACUGCUAGUAUAUCUGGUAUUGCUGCGCUGCUUGCGCAGCGAGGUGUCGGUCAUGGCGAAGUUGCGAGUGUGCCGGAACAGGACCCUGAAGUGAUCGCAGCACAGCCACCAGUUGCGUUUCCAGCGGCUUCCCCAGCUAAAGGACCUGCCCAAGCCGCCGAACAGGCACCAGUUGAUGCUGCUCCUGGGGUCGUGGAACAGGCGCUGGCACCAAACUCUGUCCAAGUUGUCGCCGAUGUCAGCCCACCACCAGCUUAUCACGCAGCCGUAGCUGCUGUCCAUAUGGAGGGAGUGCGUGUGACAAACCGAGCUUCUGGUGCAUCGGUUCUGGCACCAGACUCAUCUACGUCACCCGAUGGCGAACCAGCACAGAACAUCACAUCUACAAAAACCGGCUCACAUUUGUCUAAAAGGAAAACCCGAGCUCCACUGAAGCGAACUGAGCGUGCUGGAUCGGUGGAAAUAAUCGAAUCAGUGAGAGCUGGUGGAGAUGAUUUGGCAGACCUUUCGUGUGAUUCGGAUGGAAAUCCAGUUGUAAGUGAAGAUGAGCCGAUGCCGGAACCCGUUAAGCCCUGUGAAGUCAAAAUGGAACCUCAACCUGCCGCGCAGCACCACGAUGAAUUUUUCUUCCCGGAUAUCAGUCGAAGUGCACAUGCAGUGCUUGGGGAAGCGCUGUCAGUGGAAACUUCUAUCCCUGCAGUCACCGAGCAGCGUUGUUCUAGCAUUGAUUCUACUAAAGAAAAUGCUAUGGUAGAUGGUCUUUCCGUUGUUACUACUGCGGGACGCCUACCACUACGCGAAACGGCGAAGAACGCGGUUAGGCAAAAAAUUAUCACACGACGUUGGAUCUGUAAGUGUGGAGAUUCGAUGGAAUCACGGGAUGAAUUCAAGCGACAUUAUGCUAAGCACCAAAAGGUUCUGCCGCGCUCUCGAUCCGGCGUGCGCUACCUUUGCCCGCGGGAACUGUGCAAUUAUUUGGCCGAAGAUGCAGAUGAUUUUGCGACACAUGUCGCUCGCCAUAUCCUUCUGCAGCACUAUUAUCGCAUGGAGAAAAUUAAACGGGAAGCAGCCGAACAACUCCCUUCGUCCAAAAAGAAGUGAACAGCGAUUAUGACGAGGAAAGAAGUUUGCAAAAAAUGGAUGAUUUUCUGUUUGAAUAAGCAAAUCUUUGUUAAUAAGCAGGUCUACGUGGCGCAUACAUUGUUUGGUAUUUCUAACUUCUAAAAGCUUGUUGCUUACGGAUUAUAAUCGUUGGUAAAUUUUCAUUUUAAAGAAUUCAUGGGACUUUUUUCUGUAUUAUCUGUGGUACCACAUCAUACCGCUUUUUUCAUGUUUUUCUGUUUUCACAGCCCUUUGAUUCCGCUUUUAAGUCAUGAACAAGACUAAAGAUCCGU
Messenger RNA from Paramacrobiotus metropolitanus, 3182 nucleotides. RefSeq lists its product as uncharacterized. The record is from RefSeq and is a predicted model, not a curated record. NCBI's taxonomy places the organism in Eukaryota, Metazoa, Tardigrada, Eutardigrada, Parachela, Macrobiotidae. Bases 889 to 2889 code for a protein of 666 amino acids. The transcript has 9 exons.